Molecule: messenger RNA, 1480 nt
Organism: Mus caroli (Ryukyu mouse)
Lineage: Eukaryota; Metazoa; Chordata; Mammalia; Rodentia; Muridae
Gene: Ssbp4
Product: single stranded DNA binding protein 4
Biological process (GO): positive regulation of transcription by RNA polymerase II
Cellular component (GO): nucleus
Molecular function (GO): protein binding; single-stranded DNA binding
Source: RefSeq, a predicted model, not a curated record
GCGGUGGCGCGCUUCCCGGAACAGCCCGGGGAGGGCAGCGCGGCGAGAACCCACCCGCGGCCGGAGCUCCCGCGCGGACAUGGCCGCGGGAAUCGGGGCGCGGGCAGCGAUGGCCACGCGCGCCUGACAGGUGCGGAGCAUGUACGGCAAGGCGAGCAAGGGCUGCGCGCCCUCGGAUGGGCAGGCGCGCGAGAAGCUUGCGCUGUAUGUAUAUGAGUACCUACUUCAUGUGGGGGCACAGAAGUCGGCGCAGACCUUCCUGUCUGAGAUCCGUUGGGAAAAGAACAUCACAUUGGGUGAGCCUCCUGGCUUCCUGCACUCCUGGUGGUGCGUCUUCUGGGACCUGUAUUGUGCGGCACCAGACCGCAGGGAGGCCUGUGAACACUCCAGUGAGGCCAAAGUCUUCCAGGACUAUAGUGCAGCAGCAGCUCCCAGCCCUGUGAUGGGUGCCAUGACCCCAAACGAUGCAAUGGCAGCAGGUCCUGUGGCACCAGGCUUCUUUCAGCCCUUCAUGUCACCACGGUUCCCAGGGGGUGCCCGCCCAAUCCUAAGGAUGCCAGGCCAGCCUCCUGUGGGCCUCCCUGGCUCCCAGCCCCUCAUCCCGGCUGCCAUGGACCCCUCCCCACGCGUGCAGGGACACCCCAGCCUGGGAGGCCCGAUGCAGAGGGUGACCCCUCCAAGAGGAAUGGCCAGUGUUGGGCCCCAGGGCUAUGGAACUGGCAUGCGGCCCCCACCCAACUCCCUUGCCACCAGCCAGGUCCUGCCGUCCAUGAACAUGGGUCCGGGAGUGCGUGGCCCAUGGGCCAGUCCCAGCGGUAACUCGAUCCCGUACUCUUCCUCAUCUCCUGGCAGCUACUCGGGACCCGCAGGAGGAGGCGGAGCCCCUGGAACACCCAUCAUGCCCAGCCCCGGAGACUCCACCAACUCCAGCGAGAACAUGUACACCAUCAUGAAUCCCAUCGGGCCGGGCGCUAGCAGGGCUAACUUCCCGCUCGGCCCCAGCCCGGAGGGCCCAAUGGCCUCAAUGAGCACGAUGGAGCCACACCACGUGAACGGAUCCCUGGGCUCGGGCGAUAUGGACGGGCUGCCGAAGAAUUCCCCCGGCGCCGUGGGCGGCCUGAGCAACGCCCCGGGGACCCCGCGCGAUGACGGCGAGAUGGCGGCUGCCGGGACCUUCCUGCACCCGUUCCCGAGCGAAAGCUACUCCCCCGGCAUGACCAUGAGCGUGUGAUAGUCCCGGCCUGAGCCCAGGGUCCUGCUGGUGAGGUCUCGGGUCGCGGCAGCACCCCUGCCAUCCGGACUCCUGGCUAGCCCGGCCGGCCGGCAGGGCCCCCACGAAGGACUUUUAUCAUUUUCUAAACACACAUAUACACACACAAACUCAAAGGACCUCAGAGAAGUGCAGGCCUUCGGACCUGUGUGCACACAGGGCUGGGGGGUGGGGGCAGGGGUUCUGCCAAUAAAUGCCAUUCCGUUUUGA